AUGUGGACAACUUGCCACGACCCCGAUAUAGAGAUGAGGCAAGACUUUGAGGAAGACGCGCCUAAGCCUCGCUACCGUGGCCACAGAGGAAGACCAGAGAUCGCGGACCCCCCCCACCCUCUGUCCCGUGGAGCCCGCCAUGACCAAGAUACCAUUCCGGACAUCUAUCGGCUCGACCCCAGCGUAGUGACCGCGCUCUCAGCAGGCCCACGCAUCUACAACCUCUGGCGCCUAUCUGGCAACAUGUACACCCGCCAUACUACAGGCUACCGCGAAGAUGAAUUCUACACGCUCUUUCACGCUUAUUCUCAUGGCCUCUCCCUUGGCGCCUGCGCGGUCCCUUUCCGCAAUGCAGUCAUCGAAGCUGUGAUCGAGCUACUCGACGACUAUGACGGGCCAUGGCAUGAGAAGGGUUGGCGCGCCCUUUGGGACGCAACGGUGCAUCAUCCAAAGUGCCCAUUGCGCAGGCUUGUUACACUUAAAUUUGUCUUGAGCGAGCAUGAGAGUAUGUGGACAUGGUUGGGUCCGAAGGCUAUUGGCGAUGAGGAAAUGUUGGCGUUGGCGAAGGACACACAGAGGCAGCUGCCGGUGGGGAGGAAGGGGCGGGAGACAUGGCAGGAGGUUGUUGAUGAGAGCACUCGGUUUCAUGAGCCAUGUCCUGGGCAGGGCGGGAAUAGGGAGAUGGCGAUGCUGUGA
Boeremia exigua is the source of this 696-nucleotide messenger RNA. RefSeq lists its product as uncharacterized. The transcript has a single exon. Bases 1 to 696 code for a protein of 231 amino acids. The record is from RefSeq and is a predicted model, not a curated record. NCBI's taxonomy places the organism in Eukaryota, Fungi, Ascomycota, Dothideomycetes, Pleosporales, Didymellaceae.